Messenger RNA from Suillus paluster, 2050 nucleotides. Its product is annotated as major facilitator superfamily domain-containing protein. The transcript is spliced from 20 exons. Gene Ontology annotation, cellular component: membrane. The coding region runs from base 97 to 1599 and encodes 500 amino acids. Gene Ontology annotation, molecular function: transmembrane transporter activity. The record is from RefSeq and is a predicted model, not a curated record. Gene Ontology annotation, biological process: transmembrane transport. Lineage: Eukaryota; Fungi; Basidiomycota; Agaricomycetes; Boletales; Suillaceae.
UAGAUAUUUACUAGUUCCGCUGUGUUCAAGCGCCCGGAAGUUGAUCCACUAUAAAUAUGCGAUAACGCCGUUCCUUAUGCUCAAUUCUCUCGUCCAAUGUCAAAGUCAGGUUCUAUCAUCAUAGCCGAGGACGAGCUGUACGAGCCCGAUGUCGACACUGGUCUGGUCGACGAGAGUCGACUACUUCGUAAGAUCGAUAUGCGAGUCGUACCUUGGUUGGGUCUCCUCUAUUUUCUCAACUUUUUGGAUCGGGGAAGUAUAGGAAAUGCGAAGUUAUACAACAUGGAGACCGACUUGGGCAUCACAGACAGGCAAUACCUCAUCGCACUUACUGCCUUCUUCUUUCCAUACGCAUUGCUCGAACCUGCGAGCAAUGUAAUCCUCAGAAAGGUUCGACCCUCGAUGUGGCUUUCUUCCAUGAUGUUCGCCUGGGGGAUUGUCAUGAUGUGCCACGGGUUUCUGCAGAACUACGGAGGGCUCGUCACCUUGCGAGUACUGCUUGGAGUGGCGGAGGCUGGUUUAUACCCCGGGAUUGUAUUUUAUAUCUCCUGCUGGUACAAGCGGUCCGAACUUGGCACACGGGUAGCUGCAUUCUUUACUUCUGCAACUAUAGCAGGCGCAUUCAGCGGUCUCCUGGCCGCAGGUAUAUCCCAUAUGGAUGGUGUCGCAGGAAAGCCUGGCUGGUCCUGGAUCUUCAUACUCGAAGGACUCGCCACCGUAGUGUGUGCGUUGGCUUCAUAUUGGAUCAUCUCGAAUUUCCCAGAGACAGCCGGGUUUCUGACCAAAGAAGAGAGGGUUUUCGUCAUUAGACGUCUGAGGGACGACAUGCAGUUUAGCGCUGGCGGCGAGGAAUUCAAAGCCCAGUAUAUCUGGCAAAGCCUCAAGGACUGGAAAACCUACUUGGCUAUGGGCAUAUAUAUGGGAUUCGAUGGACCAUUAUUCGCAUUUUCCUUAUUCACCCCAACGAUCAUUAACGAGCUUGGUUACAAAGCGACAACAGCGAAUCUACUUUCAGUGCCCGUAUACGUCUGGUCAUGCAUAGUAACUGUGAUCGUCGGUUUCAUGGGUGACCGCCUCGGGAACAGGGGAUACAUUAAUCUGAUUCUAUUCGGAACGGGUCUGGUCGGUUAUAUCAUACUCAUCACAUCCAGAACUCCAGCACUUUCUUAUUUCGCAUGCUUCCUAGCCGCAUCCGCUAUAUAUCCUACAGUCCCGAAUUCGGUAGCAUGGGUGGCAAGCAAUGUCGAGGGCUCCUAUAAACGAGGUGUCACACUAGCCAUGGCCAUCGGGUGGGGAAAUUUGAAUGGAGCUGUUUCCUCGAAUGUUUAUCGUGCCCAGGAUGCACCUUGGUACAGGCUCGGUCAUGGUAUCAUCCUAGCCUACAUUGCGAUCGGCUGGUUAUCAUCAGCCGCAUUCAUGUUCCUGUUGCGCAGGGAGAACGAGCGAAGGGACAGAGGAGAGCGCGAUGAGGUAAUCGACAGUGACAACUCUGCGGAGGAAAUGAACGAGAUGGCCUUGAAGAAUGGGCGAUUUGAGACAGUCAACGAUGCACGACGUGCGAAGGGUGAUGAGUGGAGUCAAUUCCGAUAUACCCUUUAGAUACUGUUUAGUAUGCAUCGAGAACGGUAAGUAGAAGGGUAACACGAGCGUCACAGUAAUUAAAGAUACAAGACAUAUAUGUGGUCGCGUCCAAUGCCUCGUCGUGGAACAAAACCCAGUAUAUCAAUGCAAGAGAAGAAAGGAGCUACUACCACUUGUAGUCUUCUAUUUUCGUGGACGUGGCGACAGGUGCAGGUGCGGGAUCUACAGGACUUUGAGCGGCUUCCUCAAUCGGCGCUGGAGCGCUGCGCUCAUGACCGCGGUUGUCAUCUAGCCACUUGUCCAUAUCAUCGGAUUUAUUGGCGAAUGGGCGUUUACCCAGAAGAAUGGAUGCCGUAUAACAUACCGCGUAAUGACCUCCUUCUUGAGUAAAAGCUGGGCUACCUUCUCCACGCUCUCCCGGUGGAGCGUCAGAAGCUCAGUGGUUCGUUGAUGUGCUCCACUGAAACAG